This is a messenger RNA of Prorocentrum cordatum, 2277 nucleotides long. NCBI's taxonomy places the organism in Eukaryota, Dinophyceae, Prorocentrales, Prorocentraceae. The record is from the annotation of a GenBank genome assembly.
GACUGCGCCAGAAGUGCACCGCAGAGGACAGGCCGGUAGAGUUCGACAACGUCUACGUGGACUUCAACGGCGUGGUGCACGGCGCCGUCAAUGAGUGGACCAUCCAAGAGCAGGAGGAGGCCCUCUACGCCCUCAUCGAGGCGCAGCUGGAACUGCUGCUGUCCGUCGCGCGGCCCCGGGUCUUGCUCUACGUCGCGCUCGAUGGCGUGGCGCCGCGCGCCAAGAUGAACCAGCAGAGGUCGCGCCGCUUCCGCGCCGCGAAAGGCCUGGAGGCCCAGGCGGGGACCUUGGACGGAGUGGUGGAGACCUUCGACAGAAACGCCAUCACGCCGGGCACGCCGUUCAUGGUGCGCCUGAGCGCGCGCAUGAACUCGUGGGCCAAGGCGACCGCGCAGCUGCCGGAGCUGCAGGGCGCGGCCGUCGUCUUCUCGAGCGACCUGGACCCCGGCGAGGGCGAGCACAAGAUCAUGGAGGUCAUCCGGCAGCGCCCCCACCAGAGCCACUGCCUCGUGAGCAGCGACGCCGACCUCAUCUUCCUGGGCCUGGUGUGCCCCGCCGAGCACGUCACGGUGCUGCGGGCCAAGAACACCAACGACCGCAGGCCCGAGAAGGCGGCCGAGCCGGCGGACGGGCGGCGGAGCGGCGAGGCGGAGGGCGAGGACGGGGAGGAGGGGGGCGCGGCGGGCCCCCCGGCGGGCGGCGGCGGGGCCGCGGGUGCAGGGGUGGACCCCUGCAUGACCGCCUCCGACUUCGAGUUCCUGGACAUCGGCAAGGUGCGCUCCUGGCUCGGCCGCCAGCUGCCAGGCUGCAGCGUGCCGCGGGUCUGCACGGACUUCGCGGCCAUGUGCUGCCUGGCCGGCAACGACUUCCUGCCGCACGUCGGGGCGCUGGACAUCUACAACGGCGGCAUCGAGCUGCUGCUGCAGGCCUACCAGGCCCUCGAGCCCGCGCGCCUCGGGCACCUCGUCACCGAGGAGCUCGCGCUGGACAUGCCCCGGCUGCGUGCCCUGCUGGAGCACUUCGCGGCGCCCGAGGCAGAGCUGCUGCUCGAGGCCGAGGGGCUGGGCCUCGGCGCCCCGAAGAAGCAGGCGCCCGGCAGCCCGCAGCCGCCGGACGCGCGCUGGGACGGGCUGUCCGUGCUGAUCCCGUUCUGCAACCCGAGGGCCUCGGAGCAGAAGCAGGGCAGCGCGGUGAGCAGCGUGCACCGGGUGCGGUCGGCCCAGCAGGGCGAGCGGGCACGCACGGAGCCCGCCAGGUGGCUGGUGCGCUUUGUGGACCCGGGCGCGGCCGUGAGGUCGCUCGUGGCCACCACGAGAUUGCGCGGGCAGAUACUUCGGCCGCGGUGGGCUGACCCCAAAACGCAGGAGCUCGUGGAUUCGCCCGAGGAGUCCUUCGGGCGGGCCGACUGGCAGCCCGCUCUCGCGGAGGCCGUCAGGGAGAACUUCGAGUUCUGGCUGGGCCGUGACAACCUGCCCAAGGACGCAUUCCUCCGCAGGCACGUGCGCCUGCGGCCUGACAGAUUUGUGCCAGUCAAAGUUUUUUUGACCUUCAACCGUAUGAAAGUGUGGUGUCAGGACGCUGGCGCCGUCGCCGACAUGCUUCGGGGGUCGGCCACCCUUGAGGUUCAGGGCGAGGGCGACGAGGCUAUGGUGCGGGCCCUGGAGGAUUUCAGUGUCCGCGCCGACGAGACGCCGGCUCGCGUGGCCAUCCAUCGCGAAGCUCUGGCUGCUCUGGCCGCAGGCGAUGCUGCGGCCGCCGUGCGUAGCUUGGCGCACGGCUUCUACGCGCGGCACGCCGGCCCGACGGCGGCCGGCUCGCCGGGCGGCGACGACACCGAGGGCACCGCGCUCCAGCGGAGCGCCGCGUUCCUGGUCGGGGUGGAGUGGGUGCUGCAGUACUACCUGAAGGGGUGCUCGUCCUGGUCGUGGUUCUACCCAGCGCACUACCCGCCGCUCUGCGUGAGCCCUGGCAGUGCCAAGGGGGGCCACCACCACCUGGCGGCCUUCGCCGCGAGCGGCGAGCCGCUGCGGGCGCCCCCGCGGCACGCGCCGUUCCCCCCCGUGCUGCAGCUGCUGGCCGUGCUGCCCCCGCAGUCGGCGGCCCUGCUCCCCGAGGCCAUGCGAGGGCUCCUGCUGGACCCCGCGUCGGAGGUGGGCGACUUCUACCCCCGCGACUUCGAGGUCGACCUCAAGGAGGGCGACAAGGAGUGGCAGGGCGUCGCGCUGCUGCCCUUCGUGGACGAGGCGCGCCUGCGCGCCGCGUGCGGCGGGCUCCUGC